CAAUCAAUCAAUGACAUCAUCAUGAACAUGCAGUAUCUACAAAGAUCAGAGGAUAUCAUUAACAAGAUCAUACAAGAGGGCCUUGGUAGAGAAAUGUUCGGAUUUGAUAUCGAUCAAAAUGAUGACGAUGAUGAUGAUGAAGAUUAUGAAGAUGAUGAAGAGGACGAAGAAGAGGACGAUGAAGACGAAGAACUUUAA
Messenger RNA from Acytostelium subglobosum LB1, 198 nucleotides. RefSeq lists its product as hypothetical. The record is from RefSeq and is a predicted model, not a curated record. The annotation marks the transcript as partial. NCBI's taxonomy places the organism in Eukaryota, Evosea, Eumycetozoa, Acytosteliales, Acytosteliaceae. The transcript has a single exon.